Molecule: messenger RNA, 347 nt
Organism: Staurois parvus
Lineage: Eukaryota; Metazoa; Chordata; Amphibia; Anura; Ranidae
Source: the annotation of a GenBank genome assembly
GAGGGCCCGGGGUCAGUAGGGGGCCCCAUGAGAUGCCCCUGGUACCUUUUUCAUAGGCUUUUUUGAGUUUGGGGAAGGACAUAGGGGCCCCAUGAUCCCCUAUUGCCCGGGGGCCCCAUGAGUUGUCAGUCCGCCCCUGGUUCUACCUAUAUACACUCCUAUCGGCCAAAAAAGAAGCCAAUGCAUUUCAUUAGCAUAUGCACUGCACCAAAUCGCAUGCUACUGCAGUACCAUGCGAUCUGGUGCAGGCAAACACACUGUGUUUGCGAUUAGUGUUUGGGGUACCAUUAACUAUGUGUUGGCAACUGCAGCAGAUUAUAAAGUCUGUGUGCUUUGCAGUGCAGGAA